Molecule: messenger RNA, 1669 nt
Organism: Pseudo-nitzschia multistriata
Lineage: Eukaryota; Bacillariophyta; Bacillariophyceae; Bacillariales; Bacillariaceae
Source: the annotation of a GenBank genome assembly
CCUUCAUUAUUUCAUGUCUUAUUUCUAUCGAACGUGUGAAAUGCAUCCUGCCUGCAGUUUUUGUGCGUAGUGUUCACAUCCUUGGCUUACACAACAAUCACUCGGGUGGCACAUAGUCCUCCGACUUCCAGCGAAGGAUCGGAAUCUCGUUCUCGAGGUCCGGGGGAACUGGCAGCGCUGCAUCGGCCUCCGUCCGUUGUGGUUCCCACAUGGGGUGCUUGACGUACCGAAUACCGGAGCUAGCAACAACCCCAACGAUAGUCUUCCCUUCCGAUUCUGGUCGGCAGGCAAUGUCUGCACACACCUUCACCACCGCUCCUGAGGUAGGCCCCACCAAGAGGCCCCUGAAGCAGCAGAGCAGCAUUGAAGGAAAAUAUCGCGUCCAAGCAUAAAAAAAUGAGACAAACGGUACCAAUGACGUCGUUCCUGAUUUGCCAAAAAAAAAAGCCUAGAUCGACUACCAUUGAGAUUCUAACAAAAGGAUGAACUUACUCUUCGGCGGCGAGGCGGUUUGCCCAUGCCACGGACUCGGGCGUUAGUGCCGAGCAGAAUUCCGAAAUAUAUCCCCGUGGACCGGGUUGCCACUCCUGGCCCGGUGCCAACGCUUCGAUGAACGGAAGCUUGAUGUUUGCACCAAUCCCGACCACCCCGUGAAGGGCUGGGGAACCGCCACUCAGCACAUUUCUGGUGGGUGCGCAAUAGUGCAUUCGAGCAAACGAAUAAUAGCAUUAGUAGAUACCAAGAAUACUAGGAGAAACGGACCAUAUUCCUGUUGUCGAUGAACAGAACAAUAAUCAGACUUUGCACUGUCACACUUACGCCUCGGUUGGUUCGACACAAACAACUUUCAUGUCCGGAUUCUGUUCCGUCAGGUACUUUGCACCGCCGGCGAGCGUUCCCCCGGUACCGGCCCCCGCGACAAAGAUGUCGAUAUCCCCGCCGGCUUGCUCCCAUAUUUCCGGCCCCGUCGUCUCGUAGUGGACCUUGGGAUUGUCCUGGUUGACAAACUGGGAGGGCAUCCAGUGCGUAUCGGGGUUCGCGGCUACCAAGUCCUCGGCGUAGGCUAGAAGGUUGUCGAAUGUUUUCUCCAUGUCGUCCUUGUUGACGCUCGUGAGAUGGACCUCGGCCCCGAACUUUCGGUCGAUGACGUAGCGCUCGUACAUAGCGGGGACCUGCGGCAUGACGAUGACGCACUUGUAUCCUUUUGCGGCGGCCACCAUGGCCAGCCCGAUCCCCGUGUUUCCGCUGGUGGCUUCGACGAUGGUGGUCUUGCCCGGCGUGAUCUCUCCGCGGGCCUCGGCCUCCUCGAUCAUGGAGAGGGCAAUACGGUCCUUGAUGGAGCCGCCCGGAUUUUGCAUCUCGAGCUUGAGCAGGAUCUUGUCGGCCACCAUGUUCUCCGGGAGCACGCGGUUGAUCUUUACCAUCGGUGUCUUCCCGAUGAGAUCACACACGUUUUCGGCGUAUCCGGCGAAUCCCCUCCGUGCUGUAGGACCGACGAUGCUCUUCAUCCGCUGGAAGAACAGGCGGCCCGAUGGAUUUGUUCGAGCCAGGAGGCGGGAGGCAGCUUGAAAAUUCAUCUUUUGUUUAUUUACUGAGUGUGGUGGUUAGAAAUUACUUCGUCGUGGUCUUUCUCGCUGUUGUAGAAUAUGAAGAAAGAUAUCACAGAUUA